CACGCGCACUGCGUCGCCAUGUUGCUGCUGCAGGCUUUUGUUCUCGUCGCCACUGCCGCGGCAGCCCAGGUCGCGAAACCGCCGCCAGCCAGACAACAGGCAAAUACGGCAUUGCUCACAAAAGCGAACAGGGAUGAACGCAUCAUCAACGGCGUGGACGCGCCCGACGAGUACCUGUACAUGGCGGCCGUCUUCGCCGAUGGGGCGACCCUGUGUGGCGGCACCUUCGUCUCUCGCAGCUGGAUCCUCACCGCCGCGCAGUGCGUCGUCGGGUUCACCAUUUGGGAGGUGUGGCUGGGAGUGACGAGUCUGGCGGGAGGUGAUCCUGGUCGCAUCACCAUCGUGUCGGACAACGCCACCGCCAACCCCAGCUACAGCGGCAACAACUACGACAUCGCCGUUAUCAACACCAUCGUCGUCGAGGCAGUCUACCUCGCGCCAGCGGACCUGCCGUUUCGCUCUGACACGCCGGCCAGCCUCAUCGGGGAGGUGGCCGUCAUGACGGGCUGGGGGGCCACUGUGGCAGGAGGGCCGACGGAGACGACUCUGAAGACCGCCAACGGCAGCUUCGCCGGCGAGUGCGGGGCUGGCUACCACGUGUGCAUCUACACGUACAACCAGGUGGACGUCACCACGGGUGACUACGGUGGUCCUCUGACGGUGGCGGGUGUUGGAGUGGGCAGCUAUAAGGUGGUGGGCGUCGCCAUCGGCACCGACCUCUCUGGUAACCGGUCCGUCUUCACCAACGUCUACCAGAAUCUCGACUGGAUCGCCUCUGUCACCGACCUCCCCAUCUACGAUUAGUGCCACGACGGCGGCACUUCACAAGUACAACCACAAGCUGCACUGCCCCUCUCAGAGGACAACUCGUGUGGCGCUCUGGAACCUCCUCGGCGCACGUGUCGUAACGCCCAUCAGCGACUCAACUGCGGAAGCCGUAUGAAUUCUGACAUCGGGUGCUGAUGGGCUCCGAGCUCCACAUAAGUGCGUCGGUGCCUAAGGAGUUAAAAGGAGACUCAAAUUUCGUGGAUGCACAGCCAAACAUCUCCUCAGUGCUUGUAGCGUAAACAAUGUUCCUGUAGCGAACACAAAACGAAGAACUUCGACAGUGCUCAAAGUCUGUGUGCCGGUAAUCCGAUAGUUUUGUAGUGCAUCCGGUAAUAAUAAUUAAUAAAUUACUGCCGAAGACCUACAAAACCAGACGUGAAAUUAAUUCAUUGAUCUUAGUCUCUUAAAAAACUGUAUUGAUUAGAGCGGUUUUGACCCAGUACAACAUGUUUUUAAACCAUAUGUAGCUUUUUCACGGUCAUUCGACAGUGGUCGUCAUCCACUGUUUUCUGUAUAUAAAUUUGUUGCGGCGAUGUAUUUUAACUGCCAGAACUAAACGAUACUUCUGUAUGUUUCAUUAGUUGAACAUUAAGUUAAUUACGAAAUUAAUAUGCAAUUAAUCUGUGAAUACCUUUGUAGGAACAUUUACAAACAAUGAAUUAUGUUAAUCAUUUAACAAAAGUAUCAUCUGCCAAUAACUAUUAGUUACUGUAAGCGACUUGAGAAUCGCAUGAGGAAGAUGUGCAGUACAUUAGUUUUGGAUAGCUUAUAGCCAAUGCAACUAGAAAAAUGAAUCUUUGAUACGAAGAAAAUAUAUUUGGAGUACGAUGGUUCUAUGUGAUACAACAACCCGUAAACAUUAAGUUCAAGCUACACAAAUCCUACAUAUUAUGUUCAAGCAGUGUACAUUAUGUACAGCAGAAAAACUUUAUUAAUAAAACCAAUUGAGAGUA
Messenger RNA from Schistocerca gregaria, 1781 nucleotides. Its product is annotated as brachyurin-like. NCBI's taxonomy places the organism in Eukaryota, Metazoa, Arthropoda, Insecta, Orthoptera, Acrididae. Bases 19 to 804 code for a protein of 261 amino acids. Gene Ontology annotation, biological process: proteolysis. The record is from RefSeq and is a predicted model, not a curated record. The transcript has 7 exons. Gene Ontology annotation, molecular function: serine-type endopeptidase activity.